AUGGGUUCAUUGCAAUUAGUUUCUACUGCAUACAUGAAAGCGGCGCGUCUCCCUUCAUCUGUUCCCUUCAAGCCGCCUUCUCAAAUGGUCCUUCCCUCCCUCUCCCCUGUGAUUCCAACCAUGCUCUCCCCUAUCGCCCCACCGCAUUCUUUGCGCUCAAAAGCUGCUCGCACCAUAGUGUUCCUCUGCUGCCCGUUCAUGCACCACCCGCUUUGCAUGCUUCUCAUCCCAUCCUUUUCCCGCUCUGCUCCUCACUCCACCCCUGUGUGCCCCCCCGCCGUGCCUCCUCACUCCCCUCCUCACUCCCCUCCUCUCUCCCCUCCUCACUCCCCUCAUCCUCACUCCGCUCCUCACUCCCCUCCUCACUCCCCUCCCUCCUCACUCCCCUCCUCACCGUGUCGCAUCAGCUCCAUCCAGCGCAACGGGCUGCACGGCAGCAUGCCCUCCUUCCUCGCCGCCUUGCCACGCCUGCAGCACGUGUGA
Molecule: messenger RNA, 483 nt
Organism: Closterium sp. Naga37s-1
Lineage: Eukaryota; Viridiplantae; Streptophyta; Zygnematophyceae; Desmidiales; Closteriaceae
Source: the annotation of a GenBank genome assembly